UCAACCGUCAAACUCUGUUUCAAUUAUUUAUUUAAAAGUUAAGUUUCUUAUUAUUUCUUUGUUUGAUUCGAGUAAAUAACUUUGAUAAUAAUUAUAACCAUGUGCAAAUAUUGAAUACAAUAAAGUUGAAGUAUAAUUAUAAACGUAAUUGGCGCUAUCCAGGUGAGUAACGAUGCAUAGAUCAAAAAUACCGUCUCCCGCCCGCUCUGAAGGUGCCAAAGUGACCCCAAGGAGGCACCGAUUCAGAUCAUCACGGAGUGUAUCAUCACCUGCUCGUUCUGAUGUGUCAGUCAAACUAUCGUCUAUUGUGCAAAUGCAUGCAAUGCAGUCACCUGUACAAUCACCCCUCAGGACUCGGAGAUCUGUUUUAUCCGAUAAUACUGAUAUUGAAGUGCCCGCACGCCAAAGCUGGUGGAAAAGAUUAGAGGAUAACUCGAGGGAUGUAAUGGAUGUGUUUGAAAGUAAAACAACUGAGCAAACAGAACAUAUAGAAGAAUACAUUGAAGCUGAUUUAAAAAGUCAAGACAAUGACUACACAGUGGACUUGCCAGAAAGCAGCGAUGGAGAGUCAAUCAAUAGUAUAGUCCUACCUCAAAGAAAGUUUUUUAGCCAAAAGCAAACUCAAUCAAAUAAAUUAUUCAAUAAAAUUAUAGAAAAUAGAGAAAACUUAACACAUCGUAAAAGUAAAGCAAACACUGAUAAUACUAUCUUUGUUGGUAAAAAGAAUUUCUUUAACAAAGACACAGAAGUAAGAAGAAGUAGACCAGCUUUUCCACCAGGGUUACUUAACAUGACAGACAAGACUAUAAAUAAAACUCAUGAUAUUACAAAGCAUGAACAAGUUCGGAAUCUGUUAGGUAACCGUGCAGGUACAAAACGUAAAAACAUGUUUGCUGACUUCAUUAUGUCAGAAAGUGAAGAAGAAAUCCCCGAUAUUCAACCAAACGUUUUUGGAUUUGCAAAAAGCAAACAACCACAACGUAAAAUGUCUUCACAAGGUACUCGUAACACUUCACCAAGAUCAAACGAAACUGAUCUAGAAUUUGAAGAUUGGCAACACUUACCAUCAUCAACAAUGGUUGACAAUGAGUUUGGUAAUACAGAAAGUUCUCCAGUGAAAAGACUGAGAUUGAGUAAACCUGAUAGUAUUAUUGAAGAAGUACGAGGAAAUGCUAGAAAUAAAUUAGACAAAACUAAACUAACACUAAUUAUGUCUCAUGGUCUAGAAGAUGAUAACGAAUUCAAUGAAUCUGAUAAAAAGCGAGAUCCAAAAAAUGCACAUGAAAAAAAACUGACACAAAUACCUGAGACAGAAACUGCAACACCAUUUAUAGCAGAAAUAAUUGAAGUUGAAAGUGAUGAUGAACAUAAUUUUACUUUAAGAUAUGAUAAUGAUGAUAAAAAUAUGCAAGCUGAUGAAAUGGACGUAACUGUUAAAGAGCUUGAAAAAAAUAAUUCAAACACUAAUAAAAAUAUCAACGCAACGGUAACUACAGACAACGUAUUAAAGUCUCCAGUUAAGGAUAAUGAGCCCAAUGCUAAUAAAAGUGGUACAGUUGAAGUGAGGGAUGUAAUUGAUAGAAGUAAAACAAUAAAUCAAGAACAAGACAAAAAUGUCUCCUGGAAAGUACUCAAAACACAUAGAGAACAACAUGCUGCCAUUACUACUAACGAAGAUCUACUUGAAAAAGAUGUAAACAAAGUCAUUAAUACUUCAAUGUCUGCAUCAAAUGAGAACGAAGCUUUUGAUGAAAUAGUCAACCCUGAAAUAUACAUUGAAAGAAGAAACAGUAGUGUUGUUAAAGAAAAAACUAAUUCCGAAACACAAAUCAUACAUACAUCAAAUGAUAUUCCAAAAGGAGAUGCUGCAAAAGAAAGAAAACAAAAUGAUGAUGUUCUGGAAAAAGUAAAAUCUAAAACUAAAGAAGAUCUAAAACAAGUUGAAGCUCAGCAAGGAAGGAAUAUAAGUGUUGAAAAUAUGAAUGAACAAAUGGAAUUGGAUGGAAAUAUCAAACAUGUUGAUAAAGAUUUAAAUAAGGUAACAGAAGAAGAAAAUCACAAUGUUCAUAAGAAUGAUGAAACGGAUGAGGAAAAACGUCACGUAGAAGAUGCUGUAUAUGAAAGCAGGAAAGAAACCCCAAUAGAAGUAAAAACGAAGACAAUCUGUGAAGAAAAUCCAGGAACUGUUGAGGAACAACGAGAGGAAAAUGACAAUGUGAGUGCAAACGCGGAAAUGAUUGAAUUAGCAAAUGAAUGUGAUAAAGAAACUCAACAAAUGGCAAAACAUUCUGUGGAUGGCAACAUCGAUCUAGCGAAUAAGGACAAAGGCGACGACAUUAAUGAAAAUAUAGAGGUAGACGAAGACGAGCGCAAUCUUGGACUUAAUGAAACUAUAAAUAAAAGUCUUAAUUCCGUAAAGCAAGGAUCCUUAAAUGAAAAUAUUCUGAUAGACGAUGAAGAAAGUAAACAAGAUGAUGAAGAUAAUAUCACGGAAGACAAUGAAACGAAUAAAAGUAACGAAGAAUCCAAUAAUAUAGCUGUUGAUGAAAAUAAUAUAACAGAAGACGAAGACAAUGAUGAAGAAAAUGAAGUAGAUGAUGAGGACAAUGCAGAAGAGAGUGAAGAACAAAAUGAAAGUAAUACACAAGCUGGAGUAUCCUCAAUGGAUGCUAAUAUCGAGUCUGAUGAUGAACAAAAUCCAAAAGAUAGUGACGAAGAAGAUAAUGAUGAAAACGACGCCGAAGAAAAUGAAAUAACAGAAGAGAAUGAUGAAGAAAUUGAUAAUGAACUCGGAAUAUCUUCAAUAAAUAAGAGUAGCGAAACGGAAAAUGACGCAAACGACGAUGAAGAGAAUGAAGAAGAAAAUGAAAGCGACGAAGGAAUCAGUGAUCGUAUCGGAAUGCCUUCUAUGAAUAUUGAAACAGAUGAUGAGGAUAACCAGAAUAAUGAAGAAAUUAACAUAGAACAAGAAAUAGACAAUGAUAACAACUCAACGUCUGAUAACCAAGUUACAUUUUCAAAAGGUCGUAUAUAUCUAACUAAUGUAACUGGGGAGUCAACACACUCUUACGCUGAGGAAGCUGCUGACUCCGAUCCCGAAGAGUUGCAGACGCGGCGGCUCGCGCUCGAGGAAUAUCUUAUGAAGAUCAAAAAUGAUAAUAUUGAGAAGAGACGAAAAAUGGAGGAAGAGGUCAGAAAUUCACUAAAGACAGCGUCAAGAGAACCUUUCAACAAUUUCAAGGCUCCCGCUCGACCUAGACCAAGAAAACCUCAGCAACGAUCCGAUGUACCUCAACAGACGACGAAAGCCAAAAAGAUCACAUCUCUACUGAACAUAGAAAACUUACCGCCGGAGUUGUUAGAAGACAUGAAAUACAAACCUCCUCGCAGAUAUCAGCCAAAAAGUGCUGCCUGGAUCACAAAGAGGCUUUAUAAAUAUCUAGAAACUAAACUAGAACCCAAAUACGAUUACAAGGCUCGUGUGAAAGCGGAGAAGGUCGUAGAGGCGUUGUACGAGUUCAGUAAGGAGGUGCGGCGACAGCGGGUGGCGGCUCCUCACGCCGUAGACCUCAUCAAGCUGCAGCUCGCGCGCGCAGGACUCGUCACCACGCACUAUGACUUCUACAACUUCCUGCACGAGUUCAUGCCCAGAGAGAUACGGGUUAAGGUUGUACCGGAUGUGGUGAAUGAAAUACCAUUACCAAGAAACGGUGUGUUCUCUGAUAUUGUUUGAUACAAAAAUAAUUGUUACUGUUUGUGUGUAAGAUAUUUAAAAAAGUGAA
This is a messenger RNA of Papilio xuthus (Asian swallowtail), 3782 nucleotides long. RefSeq names its product protein PFC0760c. Lineage: Eukaryota; Metazoa; Arthropoda; Insecta; Lepidoptera; Papilionidae. The coding region runs from base 173 to 3733 and encodes 1186 amino acids. The record is from RefSeq and is a predicted model, not a curated record. The transcript is spliced from 8 exons.